Messenger RNA from Drosophila hydei, 458 nucleotides. RefSeq names its product cuticle protein 38-like. Bases 1 to 366 code for a protein of 121 amino acids. The record is from RefSeq and is a predicted model, not a curated record. The transcript is spliced from 2 exons. Lineage: Eukaryota; Metazoa; Arthropoda; Insecta; Diptera; Drosophilidae.
AUGGCGAAGAUAACAACGGCCUGUAAGCAGAAGGAGUUUAGUAAUGGACUCCAGACCGUUGUCAUCCUUGCCAUCAUCGCGUGCGCUGCUGCUAAGCCAGGCUUUCUUGGUGCGCCUCUCGCUUAUAGUGCUCCAUUGAUUGCUGCUCCCGCCCCGUAUGUGACCGCUUCCAGUAGCCAGGUGUUCGCCCGUAAUUACAAUGGAAUAGCCACUGCUCCUGUGGUUGCCAACUAUGUGAGUGCGCCUUUGGCUGCACCAAUUGCUGCUCCAGUGAUCUCCAAGUAUGUGGCAGCUCCAUUGGCUGCUCCUUUGGCCUACAGUGCGCCCCUUGGCUAUGCUGCUGCCCCAGCGCCUCUUUUACUUUAAGCAAUACAACUGUGAUCAUCGAAACUAUAAUAAACUGCUUUACGAAUCAACAAUAUAAUCAAAUUGCUUUUCUAUCUUGCCAAUUAAAUUCU